CCCCAGCGCUCAGCCUGGACCUGCCCCCCCCCAGGCUAGCCAGGCGGGUGGGGGGAUUAGCUGGGGGGGGGAUUAGCGGGUUAAUCCGGCCGCACCUGCUGCCUUUAAGUGGCUUGUCUGUAAACAGGCUGCUUGGGGCGGGGGGGGCAGCAGGACAGAGACAGCAGCACCCCCCCCAGAGAGAGAGAGAGAGCCUGGUUCGUUCCAUCCCACAAUUCGACCCCUCCACGAAGGAUCUAGAUCAGUGCAGACCUGUGAGCCGGGUUCUAGCUCGGGGUUCUAGACUCCACUGACCUCUGGAGCAGCCACAUCUGGGAUCUGGAGAAACAGGACGAAUAAUCCAGGUCUAGAGCAGGCAAGUUCUGGAUCCCACCACGUUCUAGGCUCCGCCAGGUUCCAGAGCAGACCCCAGGGAAUCUGCUCGAUGCUAGAGGAACAGAAAAGCUCCAGGCCCCCAAGGAUCUGGACCGCGCUGGGUUCUAAAGCCUGCAACCAUCCUGUAGCCUGUUACACCAUGAGGUGGAGCCAGCAGGUGGGAAAACUGGGUUCUAGAUUACCCCAGGUUUCUAGCGCCCCAUUCUAGAUCCUUGUGGGGGGGUCUAGCUUGGCGACACGGGUACUGAAUUGCAUGUGUGUCUAGAUCUGGGCGGUCCAAGCGGGAGAGGAGACUGAGGCACAGGCCAAUCUAGUCGCUGCAGUACCGCGAUAUAGGGCUCUGGAUUCAGCGCUGGAGGGACCAGCUCAGAGGAUCCAGAACCUCACGAUGAUCUAGAGCAGACAGGGUUCUAGAUGCCAUCAGGCUCCCGAGCUGACACCUCCUGCCAGGCUGACGCGUGCGGACUCCGGAAACGGCAGCAAGACCCGCUAGGUUCUGGAGCCUACGCAUCCCCGGGAGCCGGUUCUCGAUCCUGCCUUGCUCUAGAUUGGCUGGACCGGCGAGCUGUGGGUUGGGUGGCCUCUAGAAACCAGACGUAGGGCUCCAGAGCGGGCCCACCCAAAGCAGGGAGCUCCAGAGCCCCUCUGAGGUUCCAGAUCAGGCUCUCGCUGCCCAUGGAGGACCCGAGCGAUGCCUGCCGGCUGUGUGGCUCUCAGCUGCAGGGCAGCCAGCGCCGGUGGCUCUUCCACCGGGCCCCCCAGCGCCCCGACCUGCGGGUCCUCCUGGCCCACGUGUGCCGGGAGGCCCCGCGCCGGGGGACGGCCGGGGCGAGUUCCUCUGCGGGAAAUGUGCCCAGGCUCUGGGGCGGGUUUUCCGCUUCGACGCGGUGAUCGCCCGGGUCCAGGCGCUGUCCCUCACGCGGCUCCGGCACCUCCUGGAGGAGAAGGAGCGCCUGGUCCGCUGCCUCCGGCACCUCCAGGCCCGCCGCAGCCCCGAGGCCAGCCUGCCCCCCAGCCCGGCGGGCGCCCCCCAGCGGCUGGACGCGCCGUACCUGCGGCUGCUGCAGGACGACAUGGCGCUGUCCGGGCUCGAGUGCUGGGCAGAGCCGGGCACCGGCGGGAGCCCCUGCCAGAACCGCUGGUGCCCCGGCUGCCACGGGCUGCGGGUGCCCGACGCGGAUUACGAGUGGGUGUGCAGGAGGCCGCGGCCGCUCGGGGCCGGCUCCCCGGCGCUGCCCCUCUGCCGGGACAAGUCCCAGAGCAUGCCGCUAGUACUGCGGGCUGGCCUGGGGGGCCCCCGGGGGCACGGGGGGUCCCUGCUCUCCCUCCGCGCCGGGUCCUGCUCCCUCCUGUCCCUGGACAGCCUGGCUGGGCCGGAGCCGCUGGGGGAGGCGUUGCGGGCACUCAGGGGCAUCAGCCAGCGGGCGCUGAGGGUGCCCCGCGGCAGCAGGAUCCCGGUGCUGGCGAAGAGGGCAGCCCCCUCUGGCCCCCCCAGGGAGAUGGAGGAGGAAGAGGAAGAAGAGCAGGAGGAGGAAGAAGAGGAAUUCGAGGAUGAAUUCGUACCACUAGGGGUGGAGACUCUGGGGGGGCGGCGGCUCCGGUGCCAGGAGCUGACGGGGCGGCUGGCGGCUGCUGAGGAGGAGCUGAGGAGCCUUCGGGCGAAGACGGGGGGCUGGGCCCCCGAGGACGCCGGGGUCCCCCCUGAGCCGGGGGAGGGGCCCGGGCCGGGUCGGAGCCGGGAGCGGCUCCUGGGGGCGCUGGCUCGGUGUCUACACAGCAAGGAGGCGGCGCUGCAGGACUGCCUGGCCGCCCUGGAGAGCCUGGCCCCGCCGGGGGCCGAGCCGCCCGCCCCGGAGAGCCUGGUCCCGCACCUCUGCGGGCGGCUCAAGGAUCGGGACCAGGCGCUGGAGCGCACCCUCGCCGAUCACUACCUGGCGCUGGAGCAGGAGCAGCAGGAGCGGGGCCGCCUGCAGGGGGCGCUGCAGGACCAGGACCGCGACCGGGGGCGGCUGGCGGCCGCGCUGCGCACCGGAGAGCGGACCCUGCACGCGCUCCGCGAGACGCUGGAGCAGAAGGAGCUGGAGUCGGGGCAGCUGGCAUCGCUCUGUGCCAUGGCCCAGGACGCCUGGCGCCGGCAGGACCAGACCCGGGCACUGGCGCUGAAGGAGAUGGAGGAGUUGGUCGCCGCCCUGCAGGCCGCGCUGGCCAGCAGCACCAAGGACCUGGAGGUGCUGGCCGCGGCCCUGGAUGCCCCAGGCCCGGGGCUGCUGCAGCGGCUGCAGGAGCAGGAGCGGCUCCUGGCAGAGGCGCUGGCCCAGCGGGCCCGGCUGGCUGCGGAGAUGGAAGCCCGGCUGCAGGGGGCGCUGGCGGCCCAGGCCGCCGCAGAGCAGCAGCUGCAGGGCCAGCUGCGAGGCUGCACCCAGGCACUGGCCGAACGGGCGCGGGAGGCGGCGGCCCUGCGGGGGCGCCUGGCCCGGCAGGAGGGGGCGCUGGCUGAGAGAGCCGCCGCCCUGGCGCAGGGCCGGGGGGAGCUGGCCCGACUGCGGGGGCUGCUGGAGGAGCGGGACCAUGCGCUGGCGAAGGCUGCCCGAGAGGCGGAGGAGAAGGACCGGCAGCUGCAGAAGCUGCAGGCGUCCUGGCUGCAGCGCGGGGCCGGGGGGAUGAAGCAGACGCUGUGAGCGGAGGAGGAUCCGGGGGCUGGCGUGUGGGGCCGGCUCUGCCCCCCGCCCAGGCCCCACCGGAGAUGGGGCCGCUGAGCUGGAACGGACAGGGCCGCUGCGGGGGGAUCCCAGCUACUCCAGCCCCGGCCGCGCCCAGGAGGGGGCGCUUUGCUUAGAAAUGACUGGGGGGGGGGGGAGUAUUUACCACGCCAGCGAAGGCUGGGUCUGGGCCAUGCCCGGCCCUGCGCGGGUGGCUGGGCGCCUGGAUCCCUUGUUUCCGGGAGGGGGCUCUCCCCGGGCAGCUCCCAUCACUACGGGGGUGCUGCCCUGCCCCAGCCUGCUUCGGAUUAAUUAACGAACCAGCCCCAUUAAUUAGUAA
Molecule: messenger RNA, 3414 nt
Organism: Caretta caretta (loggerhead turtle)
Lineage: Eukaryota; Metazoa; Chordata; Testudines; Cheloniidae
Source: RefSeq, a predicted model, not a curated record